Messenger RNA from Erigeron canadensis, 1312 nucleotides. RefSeq names its product cytochrome b561 and DOMON domain-containing protein At3g25290-like. NCBI's taxonomy places the organism in Eukaryota, Viridiplantae, Streptophyta, Magnoliopsida, Asterales, Asteraceae. The coding region runs from base 13 to 1185 and encodes 390 amino acids. The record is from RefSeq and is a predicted model, not a curated record. The transcript is spliced from 3 exons.
UCAAACUCUGGAAUGGCGUCCUUCUUCAUGUUUUGUCUCAUAUUCAUCACACUUACAGUACCACAAUCGAAGGCCCAAAGCACGUGCACGACACAAAACUUCACAAACAACAAACAAUAUGAUCAUUGUAACGACUUACCUCAACUCGGCUCUUACCUACACUGGAAUCUUGACACCGUGAAUAACACGGUGUCAAUUGUAUUUAUUGCACCACCAGCCACCCCAGACGGUUGGGUUUCUUGGGCUAUAAACCCAACCGCUGAUGGGAUGGUUGGUUCACAGGCAUUAGUUGGUUAUAAAGCAACUAAUGGAAAUAUGGCUGUAGAUACUUAUAAUAUAAGUUCGUAUUCAGAUUUUACAAAAGGGAAGUUGGCUUUUGAUGUGUGGGAUAAAACAUGUGAGUAUCAAGAUGGUAUGAUAAGGAUAUUUGCAACAAUUGAGUUGCCAGUUAAUGGGGAAACGACGGUUAAUCAGGUGUGGCAAGUUGGGGGAAGGGUGUCGUCGGGUGGGUUUCCGGCUCAACAUGCUUUUCAAGCCGGAAAUUUGGCGUCUAAAGGAAGUUUGGAUUUGUUGAGUGGCGAAAUUUCUGGUGGUGGAGAUGGCAAUUCAAAAACCAAAAAAAGAAAUAUUCAUGGGAUACUAAAUGCAAUAAGUUGGGGGAUUCUUUUUCCAUUGGGGAUAAUGAUAGCUAGAUACUUGAGAACUUUUCCGGCAGCUGAUCCAACAUGGUUUUACAUACACGGGUUCUUGCAAGUCUCGGCUUACGCUAUUGGGGUUGCUGGUUGGGCUACUGGGCUCAAGCUAGGAAGUGAAUCAAAAGGUGUCAGAUAUUCCAGCCAUCGGAAUAUUGGAAUAGCUCUCUUUUGUCUUGCAACACUCCAGGUUUUGGCAUUGUUCUUUAGACCGAAAAAAGGGCACAAAAUCAGAUUUUACUGGAACAUAUACCACCACGGAACAGGGUAUGCAGUAAUAGUUCUUGGCAUACUGAAUGUGUUCAAGGGCCUUCAAAUCUUGUCGCCUGCAGGCAAUUGGAAAACAGCCUACAUAAUUGUAAUCUCUUCUUUGGGAUUGACUGCAUUGGUUUUAGAAGCAUUUACAUGGAUUAUUGUGUUCAAGCGGAAGUCUAGGAAGGCAUCUAAACCCUCUACCAAUGGUCAGGCUAAAGAGCAUUCGACGGCACCAUAAUUUAAAGGUAGACCGUUUUCUUUUUACCUUUAUGAAUUCAUUCAUUGUGCCUUUUUAACACUUAAUGGUGUGCAUUUGUGUCUUUUAACUUGGCUUAUUGAUUAGCUUAAUUUGUUCAUUGUGAUUA